This is a messenger RNA of Sycon ciliatum, 4042 nucleotides long. Its product is annotated as mucin-19-like. Gene Ontology annotation, cellular component: apical plasma membrane. Gene Ontology annotation, biological process: protein localization to plasma membrane. Gene Ontology annotation, molecular function: protein-membrane adaptor activity; protein binding. Lineage: Eukaryota; Metazoa; Porifera; Calcarea; Leucosolenida; Sycettidae. The record is from RefSeq and is a predicted model, not a curated record.
AUCGUAUCUCUGUGCCAAAUAAUGCCGUACAUGAAGCGAUGCGGGCAAGACCUGUUUCGGUUUGGCUUGCACUCUUUACUCGAAGUCGAAGCCUUCGCUAUCCCUGUACGCAACCCAGCAGCAUUUUGUUGCAGGUUUUUCUGGUAGCUUGCAAGUUGCAGUUGACACGGCAAGGGCAAUGAGGCGUUUUACGAGAUCUCCCGAUGGAGAGGAAAUACAUGUCAGUGCACAGAUAUGCUUCUCUCCCUCUGCAACGCGGGUGGAUAUAUCCGCUCACCAUUCUAACCAAACGGCGGCUGAUAAUUGGCAGGUGGUCGCCUUCCUCUGUGCCUCACCGUUCGACCAUAUCUGGUAUUGGAAAAGCAAUGACCUGCUGGCUGGAAAUGCUAUACGCCUACGAAUACAUUUACGGUAUGACUGAUGGCAUCGCGUUGUGUCCUACCUCAGCCGGCGAUCUCUAGCACUAGUACUAGCCGAGAGACCGCGCGAGAAGCUAACUAACUAACUAGUCACAAGUCAGGUCGAAGAAGAGAAGAUGUCUUGUGCACGGGUUAUGGUGGCCCUGGCUCAAACUGCAAGGAUUUCCCCGGUGAUGAGUGGCAUGUUUUGUGUCUGGAGUGCUUCUUGACGCGGCCCAAGCUGUUUGAAGUGGCUUCAGUGCGCCGAAUUUGACCUGGAAGAGUUCUGGCAAGAGUGGCAUCCAGCUGAUUGGAAAGAGAGGCAGCGCACAGUGUGAGCUCAGUGUCACCAUUAGCACCAUAUUCAGCCGUGCUGUACCGCUUUACUACCGGUGGAGGCUUUGCCUAAGAGCUGAGAAUUGUUGUGAUUGCCCAGCAGCCAGUGGAAUAGAAUUGUGCACAGCCCAAGUCACCUGUCAGACGCACUGGAGCGUGUGUGCGUUUCCUGGCGUUUCCUUUCUGGGUUUCCUUUCUGCCAGGACGUGGAACGAUUCUGGGCGCACACCUGUGCAGGCUGUUAUUGAUACUAGACUUUGCACUUCAGCUGCGAAUGAGUAGAAACAAACCACUUGCCUGGUUUGGAAAAUUGAUAUCAAUUUUUCACAACACCGAAAUAUAUUGUACAUAUUUCGGUUUUUAAAAUUGUUUGAACCGUAGCCAUAGUACCAGCGAGUGCGCUGCGCCUCCCACUCUCUCUCUCUCUCUCUCUCUCUCUCACGGCAUGGCGAGUGCGGCAGUGUCCCGUUGUAGGCAGCACCAACAGCAGCAGCGGCCAGUCAAGCCCAGGUGUCCACGGCGCUCCGCCGUUCCCAGGCCGGUCGCUGAUGCUCCGCUAACGUUCACGCGUAGCUUUCACAGAUCAGGCGCCGUACGAACACCAAUACGGACGGUGUCGUUACUCUCCGCUGCAAUGGAGGCUUCCUUAAUGACUACAUACUGUCAGGUCACAAGUUUCUUGGCGCCGAUUUCCCCGGCAUCACCAGCAAAACCAUCGCAUUGCACGGAGAGUCACGCCGAUGACAUUCUGGAGGAUUUCCGUACUCUCAUCGCCGUCCUCCAUCCCAGACUGACACACAAUGGAGACAACAACGCUACGGUCGCAUUGCCCGCAGUCUCCUCGGCGCCCGAGUCUUCUGCCUCCCUUGCGACUGGCGGGAGCAGAAUGGGAGAAUUUGAGCUCACCAAACGAUCACUGACGGUGAAAAGCAGUCCGGACGGUUACGGAUUCGUGCUUCGCUCCAGUGCUCCCGUGCUGGUCAGCCAAGUGAAGCAAGGGAGUGCUGCGUGCAAUGCUGGUCUGCAACACGGAGAUCUCAUCGUGAAGGUCAAUGGCCAUGACGUGAGUGGUCGUAGUCAUGGGGAUAUCAUUCACCUGAUCAACUACAUGCCGGGAAGUCCGAUCACGUUCACCGUACUCACGCCCAGUUAUGAGAAGGGUGGCUCGGAGCUGGAGGUGUCCAGAGCUUGGGCACGUCACUAUCUACCUAAUUUCCUAGCCUCCGCGUCGUCAUCGCAAACAGGCGCCGGCGGCAAUGGCAGCAGUGGAAGCUCACCUCGCGUCUCCAACUCCAGCUCGACGACGUCGCUGAGCCAGCGCAGCAAGACGCCCACCACCAACGCGGCCAUCAACUCCGGCGGCAACCAGCGAGCCGACUCGCCGCUGUCGUCGUCGCACACGCCCCCGCUGGUUCGUCCCCGUGGCAACAGCUCCUCGUUCGCCGUACAGCGGCACGCGGCACACGGGGACAAUCUGAGCACCCCGUCCAAGACUCCGUCGUCGCCGUCUUCCUCGUCACUGCUCAUGCACUCUCCUGUGUCGCCAAUGUCAAGUGCUGACGACCAGGAUGGAUUGGAUCCGGCCGAGCGCAAGAAGAUGUUGCUACUAAGAGGUCCUGUCAACAUCUUUGCCGCUCCCAGCAGCACGCCGACGUCCCGCUCCUCCUCCGCCAGUGCCUCCAGUAGUGUACAGGUAUCGCCGUUCCCCUCGCCGGCCAGACAACCAUCGUCCUUGUCAGGCCCAACCGCCACCGGCAAGCCAAGUCAGAUCUCCAUGGCAGCGGCGGCGUCCUCAUCGCCACCACGAGCCAGCGAGGAAACCAGAAGCUCCCCAGCGGUGACACGGGACACCAGCGCACGCGCAGCGAAUAGCAGCCCCCGCACUGCACCGGUCGAGGAGGCAUGCCAGCGUGAUGCUGCCACUGCCGAUCUCAACACCGAGUGCAAGCCGAGAGAUAAGGAUGCGCUGAAUGCAGCAGCAGCGCGCAGCCAGCGCAACGCCGUUCCAGCUGUCGACGCUGACAUCGUUAAACCUGCUGCUGCUGCUGCUGACGCUGUGUCGGCGAGUGUGGAUAGCAAGGCGAUGGAGUCGAAAUCUCCCCACAGUGAGAGUUCCGCUUCCAAAGCGAUAGCAGUAGAUUCGCCUGCCAGUCUUGCUGCAAACACCGCAUCCGUCUUUGACCGGGACGAGGUCGCCGCCACCGCCGCAGUAUUUCCGUCCCCUAAGAGUCCGCGCACGGCUUCGUUUGCACUCGGCAGCAGUCCUGCCGUCGGACUCAAAGCCAAGGACGUGCAGGCGAGGACACGCUCGGUGUCCGUCACCGCUGGCUCGUCGUCGUCACCGCAGAGUCGCCGCGUUCCCGACCGCCCGCCGCCCAACGUGGACGUGGCGCUGCGCCAGAUCUCCGCCACGUUACACGCCCGGUUGCCGGCGCGUACGCCCUCUAACCCGGGCAGCCGCGCGUCCACGCCGACGACGGCCACGGCGCGGAAGAGCGGCGCGACCGCCGCCCUGGUUGGCCGCAGCGUUGCCGCGGAGACCACCUCCGGAAAGUCGUCACCGUCCAGCAGCCCUGGGCCGGGUUCGAGUGCUGACGUGCGUCGUCGCCUGUCCGUCAGAACCGCCACUAUGCCGGCGUGGCAGUGGUCGGCGCUGCAGGUACGCAAGUGGCUCGUGGUCAACGAGUACGAGGACGCCGCCGAUAUCGACCGGGUUCAAGGUUUGGAAGGUCUGCAGCUGCUCUCGCUGAGAGCGACCGAGCAAGUGUGGAAUACGCUGGGUGUGCAGCGCACCAAACAUCUUCUAGUGCUCAUCAAUGGCCUGCGCAAGGACCUGUCGCUGGAACCGCUCGUAUGGGACCAGCCAACGGAUGUGCGGGAAGUAGCGACGGAGCCGGAGCAGGGAUCAGAGACAGCAGCAACGUCUGGUGUCGAGAAGUCCACCGAAACUGUUGGCGCCAGCAUGGCUGAUACCAACGGGGACCUCUCUCAGGCAGGCGCGGGCGAGUCAGCAAGCGAUUCGGACGCAAAGGCCGCGGGGUCGUCAUCGUCGCCGGCGACGACCGUGAAAGACGUUCCCGUCGCCAUGCCGCGUCGCGUUACCCCGGUGAUUGUUGCCCAGCGUCCCAAGCGACCGCCACCACCGCGCUCAUCAUUGGCUAAGGACGCAAGCAGAACAAGUAUCAACGGAUUAUCCUCGGCCGAUGUGAGUGAUUGGCAAGCGAAGGAAGUCGACAAGUGGCUGCAUUCGUUUGGUGAACUAGAGUACAUGCUCUAUGCUGAGGUAUUCGCAGAGAAUGCGGUAACAG